Musa acuminata subsp. malaccensis (wild Malaysian banana) is the source of this 2951-nucleotide messenger RNA. RefSeq names its product pre-mRNA-splicing factor ATP-dependent RNA helicase DEAH10. The record is from RefSeq and is a predicted model, not a curated record. Gene Ontology annotation, cellular component: nucleolus; intracellular anatomical structure. Gene Ontology annotation, biological process: positive regulation of transcription by RNA polymerase I. Gene Ontology annotation, molecular function: double-stranded RNA binding; ATP binding; ATP hydrolysis activity. NCBI's taxonomy places the organism in Eukaryota, Viridiplantae, Streptophyta, Magnoliopsida, Zingiberales, Musaceae.
GGGCGCCAGGUCGAAGCCUUCGACUCUCGGCUUCUUUCGCUAGUACACUAAGAGGCGCGAUCCUGCCGCCGGCGCCUAGACGUUGUCAUCGGCGUCGGGCUUCUCCCCGAUCCUGCUCCUUCCGCUCCUCCUCAUCUUUGCUCCAAUCGCGCGCCUCUCUCGGCUUCGACGAGCGCGGGCAGUAGUGUGGGAGGCAAUCUUUCGUCGCGAUUCCCCUUCUGUCCCUCGCGAUGGCGACGAGGUGUUUUACAACGCUGGGGCGCUUCUAGGGUUCUUAUCUGGCCGGCGGAACCUGUGCUGGUGCAUGUUGUGUUAGUCCGUGCCGUGCACGCAGAUUGAAGAGGGAACAAUCCCAAUUUGAACUUGCCGUCGUAGAACCCUAUUGGGAAAGGAUCGAUCUUGACUUACAAACAAAGCGAAAUCAGUUGGUGCCAUCUUAAAAUUUUCUCCUCUAAUUUACUUUCAUGAUGCCGUCUUUUCCCAAUAUUUCCACCUCCAAGGAUCAGCAAGAUGGCAGGAAGCUCGCCAAUGGAGAUUGUAAAAACCAACAAGUUCUAGCCAGGAGGCAGUUGAUUUUACAGCACAGGAAGUCAUUACCUAUCGCAUCAGUCGAGAGGAGACUUGUGGAGGAAGUGAGAAAAAAUGACACUCUGAUAAUUGUUGGGGAGACCGGAAGCGGGAAGACUACUCAAUUACCCCAAUUUUUGUGCAAUGCUGGAUUUUGCCGUGAUGAGAAAAUUAUUGGAGUUACACAGCCUCGGCGGGUUGCUGCUGUUACUGUUGCAAAACGUGUAGCUGAAGAAUGUAAUGUCGAGUUAGGCCAAAAGGUUGGUUAUUCCAUUAGAUUUGAGGAUGCCACAUCCAGCUCCACAAGGAUAAAGUACAUGACAGACGGUUUGCUUCUUAGGGAAGCACUGUUGGAUCCAUUGCUAUCUAGAUAUAGCAUCAUCAUUGUCGAUGAAGCUCAUGAAAGAACAGUCCAUACAGAUGUACUGCUGGGGUUGUUGAAGAAAGUGCAACUUGCAAGGUCUCAUCCUACCACUAAUCAGCAUAAUUUUAUUAAGGCAAAUGCCAAAGGAAGAGAGGAUGAGUCCCGAAGCUUCAGUCCUCUUAAGGCUAGUGAAAGCGCAAAAUCUACUUCCUUGAAGUUGAUCAUUAUGUCUGCUAGUUUGGAUGCAAGGUGUUUCUCUGAGUACUUUGGUGGUGCCAAAGCUGUUCAUGUUCAUGGGCGCCAGUAUCCUGUGGAAGUACUUUAUACUUACCAACCUGAACCAGAUUAUCUUGAUGCUACCCUGAUUACCAUUUUCCAGAUACAUUUGGAGGAGGCCUCUGGCGACAUUCUUGCAUUUUUGACUGGGCAAGAGGAGAUUGAAUCAGUUGAAAGACUUGUCCAUGAUCGCAUUCAGCAGCUACCUGAUGGCAGUCAAAAUCUCUUAACCGUCCCUAUUUAUGCGUCACUUCCCUCAGAGCAGCAAAUGAAUGCCUUCAAGCCUGCUCCAUCUGGUUUUCGCAAGGUAAUUCUAGCAACAAAUAUUGCUGAAACCUCUGUAACAAUACCUGGUAUCAAGUAUGUUAUAGAUCCUGGACUGGUGAAAGCUCGGUCGUACAAUCCAGUAACGGGUAUGGAGUCAUUGAUUAUCAUUCCCACCUCAAAAGCGCAAGCACUUCAAAGAAGUGGUCGUGCCGGACGGGAGGGACCUGGAAAAUGCUUCCGGUUGUACCCAGAGAGUGAGUUUAGUAAACUUACAGAUUCUACAGUUCCAGAGAUUAAAAGAUGCAACCUCUCAAAUGUUGUUCUGCAGCUUAAAGCCCUUGGUAUUGAUGAUAUCAUUGGGUUUGAUUUCAUGGAGAAACCUUCAAGGAUGGCUAUAGUGAAAUCUUUGGAGCAGUUGUUCCUGCUUGGGGCUUUGAGUGAUGAUUACAAACUCUCAAGUCCAGUUGGGCAGCAGAUGGCACGGCUUCCUUUGGACCCUAUGUACUCAAAGGCACUUAUCUUGGCUAAAGAGUUCAAGUGCUUGGAAGAAAUGUUGAUUGUUGUUGCUAUGCUCUCUGUGGAGUCUAUAUUUUACUUUCCUCGUGAAAAAAUGGAAGAGGCAAGAGCUGCUAGAAAGAGUUUUUCAAGCCCUGAAGGAGACCAUAUAACUUUGGUGAAUGUAUAUCGCGCAUCUGCAGAAUGCUUGGAGAAGAGCAAAACCACAAAUAGCAAAGAGAAAACAAUGGAGAAAAAGUUGAAUAAAUGGUGCAGAGAGAACUUUAUCAAUUAUCGGUCUCUAAGACAUGCGCGAGACAUUCAUAGUCAAAUCGAAGGUCAUAUCCGGCAGAUGGGUUUCUCUCCAUCAUCAUGUGGUGAUGAUAUGCUUCAGUUCCGCAGGUGUCUUACAGCCUCAUUUUUCCUUAAUGCAGCAAUGAAGCAACCAGAUGGAUCAUACAGAGCUUUAUCUAGUAGUCAGACCGUUCAGGUACACCCUUCGUCGGUGUUGUUUCGUACAAAGGCAGACUGCAUCAUCUUCAACGAGCUGGUUCGAACAAACCAAAACUAUGUUCGCAACGUGACUCGAGUGGAUCCAUUAUGGUUGCCAGAGCUAGCUCCACAAUAUUACGCUGCCGAUAGUUAGCUGUGUUUUCUCUGCUUGCUGCUGGUCCUUCUACCUCAGGAUCCAGACUCCUCUCAUCACUUGCAAGCUUCUUCACUUGCACAUCCUACACUGCAAGGCUUGGAGCUUCUUCACAAGGGUCUUCGAAGGAUAUUUUUCCUACCCUUGGAUAAUUUUUCUCUUUUACUUUAAUGUAUCAAACAAAGAAGCUUCUUCUCUUGGUAGCUGUUUUAGUUUAUGUAUCAUUUGCUCUAAAUCUGUUUUAGUUUAUGUAUCAUUAGCUCUAAAUCUGUUUUAGUUUGUGAUAAGGUUUCAUCACCCAUCGAUUAAUGGCUCCUAUAUGUUGUUAUUGUUUUC